AUGGACAGGAGGGCCCUCUUCUUCCCGUGCGGCCUCGUCCUAGCAUCCGCCUACCUGACCACCCCAGCCCCCGUCGACUACUCCUUUGCCCUCGACAAGCCGCUGCACACCACCGCCCUCGUCCUGCUUCUCACCGGCCUUGCCCUCGUCGUCGUCGAAGCCUGGUCCUCCCGCCGCCGCCCUCAUCAUCACCAGCACCAGCCCUUGUCAGCCACCACCUAUGUCGCAUUCGCCCUCAACAACGUCCAGACCAGACACCCUGGCGAGGAGAUCUGGACAGAGGCCGGACUCCAUGCCCCCCGCAGACCAUGGGGCCUGAGGGCUGUCGGCGCUCUGCUGGCUGUGCUACUCCUCGCCAUAUGCGGUCGCAUCGCCAUAUUCUACCGCGUCACCACGCACGUCGAGUGCACCGGCCCUUCUCCUUUGGCAUUUCUCCCCCUCGUCGUCGCUCUCUACCACAGCCUGCGCCAUCCCAGUCUGCGCCAGUACCCCGCCUGGAGUGCUGACACCCGCAUGCGCUCACCUCUCGACCGUGUCUUUGGCUUCGUCUUCAACGGCUCCACGCGCUACAUUAUUCCCUCGCUCCUGUUCGCCAUCAGCACCUUCCUUGUCAGCAUCAAGUCGACUACCCUGCGCUCCUCGUACAUCUGCCCCAUUGCAAACGCCGAUGCCACGGCCGUUCCUUCGCUGCAGUUCGUCGGUUUUUUGCUAGACUGCCUCAUCCUUCAGGUCCUCUACCGCCUCGUCGAUGAUGGCGUCUCAGAGCCCGACGAUUGGUCUAUCCUCCUCCAAGACGGCACCUCCAACCAUGUCCUGGUUGGAAUGACUUUUAUUGCCUCCUCCCUCGUUCUUGUUGUUGCCGGCAUUGUCAUCUACCCCACAAUGCCCGAGCAUCGCGAGUGGAUGCUUUCGUUUUCUUCCGACUAUCUCCUUGGUCUUUUGCGUUUAUCGUUGAUGAUACCCUUUACGACGUUAUGUUUUGUAAAAUCUGCUCGAUUGUAUGGCGUUAUGAGCUCGGUGCUCACUGUUGCAUUUUCUUCUGCAUAUAUUGGCGUUCUUCGUGCACUCGGGACCGGCGUGUCCCAUGCGUUCCCACCAAAGUCCACGGUUGGACUAGUCUUGUGUUUUACAUUGCUUACCAUUGCACUCAUCCUUCACCUCCUAACAGAUACCAACAUCGAAACCCGCAUUCGGUCAAAGGUCGCAUUUCGUCUUGGCAGAAACCAAUCAGCCACGUUCAUUGUCCUACUCAUCGCCUUCUCCAUAGGCGUUGUCGUAUACCGCCGACAAGGUCCCCUGCUCGAACACCCAAUCACUACGCUAAUCGACAUAGCUUCGGUGCAACACGACAAGUGGGCUUCGCAGGCACAUCGGAGUAACUCAUUGGCCGAGGCUGUAGUACAUUACCGCCAACGCUACAAUCGUGACCCACCACCCAAUUUUGAUAAGUGGUACAGUUUUGCCGUCAACCGGAAUUCAAUCGUAAUUGACGACUACGACAACAUCGAGCAGGACUUGGCGCCCUUUUCCUCCUUCAAUCCUGACGACUUGCGCUUGCGCACGGCGACUGUCUUGGCUACCCGUCAAGCCGUGGGUGGGAUCCGCAUAAGAGAUGGAAACGUAGAGGUUUUUGAAAAUGUCGAAGAAGCGUAUCGAGAGACCAUGGACAGCGUGGCUGCCAUGAUCCAGAAGUUUGCCGAGUUUCUUCCAGAUAUGGAUCUGGCUAUAAACCUGCAGGAUGAGAGUCGUGUGGCGGUUCCCUAUGAGCGACUGCAGGACGCGCUGGAUAAUCCCCAGCCUUACCCUGUGUCUGAUGCGACUCGCUCAGCCAAAGGCUUCAGUGCGGACCGCGCAGAUAAAUGGCUACACAUCAACCGCGUUAGGACCGAUCCACACUUUUUCGAAAAUGCUCAAACAAAGCCUGUAUUCGAAACGUAUGGCUCCAUCGCCUGUUCGCCUGACUCACGAGCCCGAAAAGAGCGCCAUUGGAACACGAAAACAUUUUGUCAUACCUGCACGCAAGACCAUUCGGUUGGUGCUUUUGUGUCCAAUUGGACUCUGUCGGCUGAUCCCUGCCACCAGCCUGAUCUUGCCAAUCUCCACGGCAUGCACCUUAGCCCGUCGAACCUGAUGGGCACUCACGACAUUGUCCCCAUAUUCAGUCAAAGCCGUGCUCCUGGGUUUGUCGACAUUCGGUACCCAUCGCCCCGGUAUUAUGCAGACGAGAACAAGUACGGAUUCGACGAAAAGUCACCUGACCCCCACUUUGCAGACAAGUUGGAUGUGCUUUUCUGGCGCGGCACGACUACUGAAGGUGCGACUACGUACGGAACCUGGAAAGGCAUGCUUCGCCAGCGACUUGUACAUCUUUUGAACAAUGAAACCUCGCGACAACCCAUUCUUUUGCCAAAGACUGACCACAGCGGUCAUUUCGAGUACAUGCUCAAACGCACAAACGACAUCAAGCGGCUUCUCGAAACCAAGACUGAUGUACGUCUGGUUGGCCCAAUUGCCCGUUGUGCCGGCUUAGACUGCAUCGAUCAGACGCGUGAGUUUGGAUUCGCGGACCCCAUCGACCUUCAGCAACACUGGCGCUACCGCUAUCUCUUCGACACAGACGGCGCCGCCUUCUCGACCCGCUUCAUUCCCUUUCUCCAAUCAAACUCAGUCGUCUUCAAAGCUGCCCUCUUUCGCGAAUGGUACGAGGGCCGUCUCACCGCCUGGAAGCAUUUUGUCCCCGUCGAUAUUCGUCUGCACGACUUGUUUUCCAGCCUUGCGUACUUUGGUGGUUAUGGCGUCGAGGAACGCAACAAACGCAUGAUGGAAGGGCAUAUCAAGGCUGCCGAGAAGAUUGCACGAGAUGGCAAGGUGUGGACAGAGAAGGUGCUUAGGAAAGAGGACAUGGAGAUUUACAUGUUUCGUCUCUUGCUUGAGUGGGGUAGGCUGACGGAUGAUGCGAGAACUGAGGUGGGGUUUCGAAUGGAUAAGGGGCGGAGAAGUGAAGAGAGGGAAGUGCAAGAAUUGUGAAGUGAAAGUCCAACUGACACUUCUUUGUUAUAAAGGCGUUUCUAUGGGCGGGAUGGAUAAGCAUUGCACGGCGUUUUUUCUUCUUCUCCUUAUCCUUUUGUUUUUUCCAUAUUUUCCAUCUAGACUUUGCAAAAUCCAUACAAUGUCUAUUUUUUUUUUGCUCUCUACCGCAAAAAUAUUUCAUAACACUACUACAAUACCAACAACAAACAAAUAUCCUCAGCACCUCACUCUCCUCUUAUGACUUGGACUAUCCAUCCAACUACCCCCAUACC
Bipolaris maydis ATCC 48331 is the source of this 3302-nucleotide messenger RNA. The record is from RefSeq and is a predicted model, not a curated record. NCBI's taxonomy places the organism in Eukaryota, Fungi, Ascomycota, Dothideomycetes, Pleosporales, Pleosporaceae.